Molecule: messenger RNA, 2022 nt
Organism: Kuraishia capsulata CBS 1993
Lineage: Eukaryota; Fungi; Ascomycota; Pichiomycetes; Pichiales; Pichiaceae
Exons: 1
Coding region: 1-2022 (673 amino acids)
Molecular function (GO): protein binding
Source: RefSeq, a predicted model, not a curated record
AUGCAAAGCGAAUCACCAGAAACGCCGCAACCGGCCAGAAGAGGCAGGGGAAGGCCCAGAAAAUACCCGUUACCGGAGGGAACAAAGCCCAAACCUUCUGGUCCCAAGAAAACAAACGGCUUGGAUAUCGAUAUGAACCUAGACAUGACCAUAGACGCGAGGCCGCGUCGCGCAAGGACAACUAAGAAGGUGGUCUACGAGGAAGAUACUGGCGGCAUAGAAGACGAUGGAGUUUUUAUGGAUGUGGACGAUAACUCAGCAGACGAUGCCGAAUUUGACAGCGGUAAGGACGAGUCUGAAGAUGAUCUCGUUGAAGACGACCUAGUCUCGGAAGACGACUACGCCGCACCUGCUAGGACUAGAAAGAGAACCUCUGCACCUCCUCCCAUCAGAUCGAAAUAUGAUGGGAGUGCACCUACACGAGCAGAGCUUGAGGAAGAGAUACUGAAAAUGAAAACUUGGGUACCUGUUUUUCAAACAAAGUCAGGUCCAAAUUUCAAAGCCAGGCUGCUGAGGUAUCAUGGGCUGAACACUGAUAUCAUCGCAAAGAUUGUCAAGGCCCAGAACAGGUGGAAAGUGUUUGGAACUCAUCUUUCUGACCAAUUGUGCUCGGAGGUGGAAGUCUUUCCCGAGGAAUUUGAAAUUCUUGACAUUCCCUUCGCUCUCACAAAGGGCAUCGAUGAGCAGACGUUCUAUGAAACUCUGCAUAUUGGCGGAGACUUGGGGAUAGCCUUCAAUAACGAAACAGUCCAGCAAUUGCGCAUUUUUGAGUCUAUAGAGAUACCAACAGCGGGAAUAAGGCACGGACGGAUCGUUAACUCUGGAGCCCUUCCUCUUGAGCUGUCCUGGAUGAAAAGUGGUCUACCGGAAUCUGCUUUCCAAUAUUUAUUUGUCUCCAUAAUGCCUCGCACUAAAGGAGUUGUCCACGAGGAAAUAUCUUUUUUAUCUGAUAUGGUGCAAACAUCAGGAUUACUUAUUUAUCGAGUGGGUACAUCUGAUUUCUCCACCGAGCUGGUCAAGGUGGUGACCAUCCCGUUUGGUGUUAUGAGAAACAUGAAAUGGAGUGCGGGACUCACGCAAUCGAAUACAUGUUUACUAGGAGCGUGCUUUUCUGAUGGAAGUUGCCGGAUAUUCAAUUUCGAUACGACGAUUUUUGAGGAGCCAAAACUGGCCCUUGAGCUCACCGAGGCUUCAGUCACGUUUAAACUGCCCGGGCAGAAAAUAACGUCUUUUGACUGGAUAUCAGAAUCGAGAGUGUUAGUUGGAACCUCAGAUGGCUCAAUUGCCGAGUUCUCUCUUUUUGAAGAAGCGCCAUCCUACGUAUAUCAGUUGAACCUCAACGCCAUAACUGGUGUCACUUCCAAUAUAUCUGAUUUUGUCCAUACCUCAGCAGACCGGCGCCAGAAACAGCAAGAAAUCAAGUGCAAUGUUGUUUUCCUCACUACAUUGGAUUUUGUCAAUGUGGUGCUCAAUCUGAAUUCUCUCACAUACGAAGAAGUGGGAAUUGCGCCAAAGAUACUGUCCCGACAGGUGACAUACUCUCCUCUCAUUGACAUGUUCGUAUACGAAGAUGGUUCAUACACGGUAAAGGCUGUUCCCAAGAAGCUUCCUUCUCUCUCUUACCCCUUGGUGGGCCAUGAUUCUGUUGCUUCGGCGGUAGCAUCUUCUAUACUGCACCCAUUAUUGCUGACUUCUUCAUCAGAUGGCACGCUCAUGAUCUUCAACCCCACCCCAAAACUCUCAGCCCCUGCUAAAUCCUCCGCUGUGUCAGUAUGCGCACAGAUACUCAAGCUGGACUACAACGAUUCCUUGAAGGCUUUCCGAAUCUCAACAGCGCAGGAGUUGAUUGCAGCAAAAAAGGAGAAUGCCAGGUUCUAUGUAGAGCUUUUCCCCGCUGGUGUGAAUUUGCACUGUAUUGCAUGGAACCAAAACCCGACUGCCGGAUCUUGGUAUGCUGCGUGCUCCUCAUCGGGACUGUUGGUGAUCGAAAAGAUCGCAAGCGCUGAGAUCCAGUCUGUAUAA